AUGGAUACACAGGAUCAGUACUAUACGGUGGCCAGACCACUAUACUCUGAAGACACUUUCCAGGAAACACAUGAAAAGAUCUUCAGACGGCGAAAGACCCCACGGGACCAUGUGACUGACUAUUUAACUUGUGACUCCAAACGUGCUAAGAAUGCAGCCCUGUCUCUGCUGCCCAUCAUUGGCUGGCUGAGAAUCUACCGGGUGAAGGAAUGGCUGCUGAAUGACAUCGUAUCCGGGGUCAGCACUGGACUAGUGGCGGUGCUCCAAGGCUUGGCCUUUUCCCUGCUGGCCUCGUUGCCUGCGAGCUAUGGGCUCUACACAGCCUUCUUCCCCGUUAUAGUCUGCUUCUUCCUGGGCACCUCCCGGCACAUCUCUGUGGGCUCCUUCCCAGUACUGAGUCUCAUGGUGGGGCAGGUGGUGACCCGUCUGGUGCCGGACACGGGGUCUCCGGCCAACAUCACCGGCUUUGAGGGGCUCACUCAAAACGAGCAGAGGGUUCUCGUCGCCUCCUCGGUCACCUUUCUCACCGGACUGAUCCAGUUGGGGAUGGGACUGCUGCAAGCAGGCUUCAUCGUCAUCUACCUGUCGGACACUCUGGUGUCCGGCUUCACCACAGCCGCAGGCAUCCACAUCCUGGUGUCGCAGCUGAAGUUCAUCUUGGGUCUCGUUGUACCUGCAAUAAGUGGACCGCUGUCCCUCAUAUAUACACUGGAGACAAUCGUCUCCCAAAUCACCUCCACCAAUAUCUGUGACCUGGUGAUGUCCAUCGUGAUCAUGCUUGCUUUGUUUGUAGUGAAAGAGAUCAACGAUAAGUACAAAUCAAAGCUUCCGGUGCCAAUACCUAUAGAAGUCAUUAUGACCAUAAUUGCAUGCGGCAUAUCGUAUGGCUUCAACUUCAAGGAGAGGUUCAGGGUAGACGUGGUGGGCCAGAUGUUGAUGGGAUAUGAGCCCCCAAUUCCUCCCAAUGUGGAGGUCAUGGAAGACACCAUAGCAGAGGCAAUCCCCAUGGCUGUAGUGGGAUUUGCUGUAGCCUUUUCUGUGGCCAAGGUCUAUGCUGUCAAACAUGACUAUGUCAUUGAUGGAAAUCAGGAGCUGGUGGCUUUUGGGGUCAGCAACAUUGUUGGUGCGUCGUUCAAGUCGACUGUGGCGAGUACGGCACCCUCGAGGGCAGCAGUGCAGGAGAGCACUGGAGGAAAGACACAAAUUGCAGGUCUUAUUUCGGCCAUGAUUGCAAUGAUUGUCACUGUGGCAAUGGGAUUCCUGCUUGAGCCCUUGCCAAAGUCUGUCCUAGGUGCCUUGGUGAUUGUUAACCUGAAGGGGAUGCUGCAACAGGUGACUGAAGUGCCUUACCUGUGGAGGAAAGACCGGCUGGACUGUGUGGUGUGGGUGGGGACAUGUGUGGCCGCCAUCCUGCUGGGGCUGGACCUGGGGCUGGCGGCAGGGCUGGGCGUGGAGCUACUCACGGUCGUCUUCAGGACUCAGUUUCCUCGUUGUGCAGUGCUUGCCAACAUCACGGGGACCGAUCUGUACAGAGACCGCAAGGAUUACCCCUGUAUCUCAGAACCAGAAGGAGUGAUGAUCUUCAGAAUGCCCUCACCCAUAUUCUUUGCCAACAUUGACUUCUUCAGGAAGAAGCUGACGGAAGCUGUUGGGUUCAGUCCUCUAAGAGUGUUAAGGAAGCGGAACAAGGCCUUGAGGAAGAUCCGGAAAAUGCUGAAGAAGGGGUCACUACAGGUUACAAGGCGAGGGGUUUUGCCCACUGGUUCCUCCCCCAUUGAUGAGUCGGAUAAGGAGGGCAACAUGGAGGAUCUGGACCUGCUCACUGAUUACGCCGACCUGCCUGUGCAGGUCAACUGGAACUCCCAGUUCCCCACCAACAUCUGCGUACCCCAGGUGCCCAUCCACAGCCUCGUCCUGGACUUCGCCGCUGUGUCCUUCCUCGACAUGUCAGCCAUGAAAGGCCUCAAAGCCGCAUUAAAAGAAUUCAUACGAGUGGAUGUGGAGGUCUACAUAGUGUCCUGUGAUGUGGACAUUUUGGACAAACUCUACAAUUGCAAGUUUUUCGACGAUGAGAUCAGGUCAUCGAUGUUCUUCCCAACGCUUCACGAUGCCAUGAUUUACGUGCAAAGGAAACAUCCCCCGGACCGCGACCACAAGGGCGAGCUGAAAGAUAUUUACUUCCAGCCAGAGGACAGGACGGGCCCAGCCCCCCAAUGCCCCCACAUGACGCCAGGACAGGACGGGCCCAGCCCCCAAUGCCCCCACAUGACGCCAGGACAGGACGGGCCCAGCCCCCCAAUGCCCCCGCAUGACGCCAGGACAGGACGGCCCCAGCCCCCCAAUGCCCCCGCAUGA
Molecule: messenger RNA, 2355 nt
Organism: Sardina pilchardus (European sardine)
Lineage: Eukaryota; Metazoa; Chordata; Actinopteri; Clupeiformes; Clupeidae
Product: chloride anion exchanger-like
Exons: 19
Coding region: 1-2355 (784 amino acids)
Biological process (GO): transmembrane transport
Cellular component (GO): plasma membrane
Molecular function (GO): chloride transmembrane transporter activity; sulfate transmembrane transporter activity; oxalate transmembrane transporter activity
Source: RefSeq, a predicted model, not a curated record